This is a messenger RNA of Pseudophryne corroboree (corroboree frog), 1082 nucleotides long. RefSeq lists its product as uncharacterized. Lineage: Eukaryota; Metazoa; Chordata; Amphibia; Anura; Myobatrachidae. The record is from RefSeq and is a predicted model, not a curated record. The coding region runs from base 124 to 855 and encodes 243 amino acids. The transcript is spliced from 5 exons.
GCCAUUGCCAGGCAUCAGGAAAAUUUGUUUAGUCGGAAGCCUAUGGCUGGAUGCUGCAGGGGGAGCGACGGGACUCGUGGUGGCCUGGGCUCUGUAGAAGCCGCGCCCCUGGUGUGACAUCACAUGCUGAGAAGGACGCGCUUAGACCCUGUGCAGCGCCGCACUGCAAUCAGUAUUAUGUCAGGGAUUCUUGCUUUUUCCGACGAACAGGGCAUAGGAGGGAAAAUUUUGCGGUGGCUAUUUUAUAUAGGUCAUUCUCUGCAAUGCUUCUCGUGUUUUGAUGAAUGUGUAGACAAGACCACCACAACGUGUGGCCCCGGGGCCCAAUGCAUGAUACGUGAUACAUGGCUGGGGGCUGGACGGAAAAGUCGGCAAAAGGACUGCCUGGACGCGCAGCGCUGCAUUAUGCAUUCCAACGAUCGCUCAUCAAUCCAGUGGUGCUGUGAUACGGACCUGUGCAAUGCGGAUUUUCCCAGAACAACUCCUGCGACCACCUCACCACCUAUGACCACUGGCACUAAUAUGACUACGACACUAGGUGUUCCGCUGAAGUGUUAUACAUGUAGUGCGCUUUGUCUCGUGAAGUCAGAGACCACCUGUAAUGCGCAGGAGGUUUGUUCAACCAACACAGCACAAUUCGGUGGAGUAAACUUCAACUCGCGAGGGUGCGCAAACACCUCAAUCUGCUCUACAGUGACCAAUCAGAACGUUGCUGGUACAAAUAUGGCAAUCAAACAUGAAUGCUGUAACACCAACCUGUGCAAUUCUGGGAAUCGUCAUUCUGCCAUUCACCGAGGGUUUCCUGCUGUUGUCCUGGCAGCUGUACUGGCGGUGUGGACUGCCAUGACGCCCUGACUGUGAUAAAGGAUGUCUGAGAUCGCCAUAACGUUUGUCUGCCAUUCAUUCGCUGCUGUUUCAAUGGGUCUCACAGGUAUUUCUGUACAUGGAAAACGGGAAUUACUUAAAUAUUAACAAAAUAUAUUCAUCUUAUCACCCUGAAUAUUUUUUUUCCCCAUUAAAGUAUCCAACUACAGUAUCUUGAGUUUGGUUGGCUUUCAAUAAAAUAAUUUUCUUUUACCAUU